AUGCUGUGGACACUGUUCUUAGUACCAGCACUGGCUGUGCUGGUGAUGCCUACCCAGAGUUAUGCCUGGUCACGACCGCUCUGGUACCAGGUAGGGCUGGACUUGCAGCCCUGGGGGUGCCAGCCAAACAGCCUGGAUGGUUGCAGGAGCAGCCUGGGCUGCCCUGGCUGCUGGAUGGGCCUGGGAGGAAACCGCAUCUACCCCUUGGCUGGAGUCAUGAUCACCACCACCAUGAUGCUGGUCCUUAGCCGCGUGAUGUUGCACUGGUGGCGUGUUCAGGUCACUAAGGGUCAGCACCCACAGGUGACCACCAGUGCCUGCAGACACUGGAAACGGCAGCCUCCCAUCUCAGACCGCACCCUAGUCCUCAAGGUCCUUCACAUGCUGGAUGCCAUCCUGCUCCACCUUGAAGGCCACCUGCAGCGACUGGCCUCCCAGCAACAAAGUCAAAUAAAAGUGACCCCCACCCAGUCUGGGUAA
Molecule: messenger RNA, 480 nt
Organism: Nannospalax galili (Upper Galilee mountains blind mole rat)
Lineage: Eukaryota; Metazoa; Chordata; Mammalia; Rodentia; Spalacidae
Gene: Tmem89
Product: transmembrane protein 89
Exons: 2
Coding region: 1-480 (159 amino acids)
Source: RefSeq, a predicted model, not a curated record